Molecule: messenger RNA, 1365 nt
Organism: Anthostomella pinea
Lineage: Eukaryota; Fungi; Ascomycota; Sordariomycetes; Xylariales; Xylariaceae
Source: the annotation of a GenBank genome assembly
AUGCAUUAUCUUCGCAUCAAGAACAGGUCGAACCAUGCCCAGACCUUCCAGUGCCAUGGGGCGUACAAUGGUGGGAAAGACUUGACGAUCAUGGCCAACGGUGAAGCCAACAUCGAAGCGCCCGACGGCACCUCAGGCGCCAUCAUCGCCGUCCACGACGGCGUCAUCGGCGAGCAGUGCGAGAUCACCAAGAGCGGCUGGAUGGGCAACGACACCAUCGACAUCAGCAACAUUGUCGGCGCCGGGGGCAACAUGACGUGCCAGCAGGUCGGCGACCCUGCGGGCAAGUACAAGGGCCACGAGACCUUCAUGCAGGCCUGCAACACCGCAUACCACAAGCUCCCCCAGGCGAAGAAGGACCAGCUCAAGGGCCAUGUUUUCCUCGACGGCAGUGGCAACGUCAAGCGCAUCGGUCCCCCGAAGGACUCCCAGCCCCUGGAGCAGUUCGUGCGGACCUUCGCGAAUGGCAGAACCUACAUCGGUGUUGGUGCAUGGGGUGGUAAUGCUGGCAACCCAGAGGACAACAAACAGAGCAGUGCCGGCAAGGGCAGCAAGGACAUCCUCAUUGUGUACAGUAACGGCAACGCUGCACCCGACCCUUCCAAGCCCUUCACAGGACAAUCCAUCCAAGGGUUUGCCAUGGUGGCUACCGCUAAUACCCAGCCCGAUCAACCCCAGCAGGUUGCGCUCGCCGCGAAGAACGACGUCAACGCAAUCUCAGUCAACAAGGUCGAAAACGCAUCACAGCCAGCUGGGGCCGCCAUCAAGACGCUGGCCGCCGCUGCCACCACCAGCGCGCCCGGUCCAGGUAUCCAACUGACGAACCACUCAGCCAAGAAGAACACCUACUACUUCUACGACAACUACUGGAACGGCAACGGAACCGCGGGAGCAAACUUCGACCACCCACUGAAGCACGUCGAGCUCGCGCCCAACCAGACGGUCCACGUGCCGCUCUCCGUGUCCUUCAAGGGCCGCGUGCAGCGCGGCCGGGCCCUGCCGGCGACCUGGGGCGAGUUCCAGGUCAAGGCGUCCAACGACGGCAAGGCGCACGGCGACAUCUCGCUGCAGCAGGGGUGCGACGGCGCCGCCACUGUCGCCUCGACGGACGGCACCGGCGUGUCCAACGGCUUCACCAAGAACAUCGUCAGGGGCGCGCCGGCUGCGGCGCUCGGGAAGAAGCCCGAUGGCGAGGUGGUGUUGGCGAGCACCGAGGGCAACUGGAACGGGCCGGGGAACCAGGCCGCUGUCGACUGGGAGAACAAGCAGCUGGGACAGGGCAAGGCGUAUAUCAAGGGGGGGACUGGGGUGCCGGACAUCGCCAGCAAGAACAACUGCCUUCACUUCACCUUUUAUGUGGUCUAG